ACGCGCCCCUUCGCUCCCCUGCGCGCUCUACUCACCGCCCGCCACGCACGCCGCCGCCGUCCGCUCCGUCCCCGUCCCCGUCCCCGUCCCCGUCCCAGCGCAGGCAGCCGCCGUCUCCCUCCCCUUCUCAGUAAAAAUGGUGGGACGUUCAAGUGAAGAAGCCCUGGCCCAUGAUGAAGCCAUCAUGGAUGAUGUUGAUUCCGAUGUGGAAGAAUCGGACUCGGAAGAUGAUUCAGGGGAAGAAGCUCAGGCUAAGCCUUCAGACAAAGCUAUAUACAAUAAGGAGGCCAUUCUUGAAAAGCUUGAAGACAUAGCCUGGCCCAAGAAUGUGGACUGGAUGCACAAGCUCACCAUUGAACAUGAUCAGGGGGAGAAAGUUGAUGUGAAUGAUGAUCUUGCCCGUGAACUUGCGUUUUACACCCAAGCUUUGGAUGGCACAAGGCAGGCGUUUGACAAGCUGCAGUCAAUGAAGGUUCGGUUCCUCAGGCCAGCAGAUUACUAUGCUGAGAUGGUCAAGACUGACGCCCACAUGCACAAGAUCAAGGGGAGAUUGUUGUCAGAGAAGAGGAGGAUCGAGGAGGCUGAGGAAAGGAAGAAGGCUAGAGAUGCCAAAAAGAUAGCAAAGGAGGUGCAGGCAGAGAAGAACAAGCAGCGGGCUAAGGAGAAGAAGGAGCAGAUUGAGUCAGUCAAGAAGUGGAGGAAGCAGAGGCAACAGGGGGGAUUCGCCAAGGGAAAUGAUGAUGUGCCAGACCUGAACUUUGAGGGAGAAGAAGGAUUUAAACAAUCAAAGAAAAAGAGGCCUGGGGUUUCUCCUAGUGAUAGGUCUGGUGGUCUUGCUAAGAGAGGUAAAGAAGGAAAUAACAGGAGGUCAAGAGAUGCCAAGUUUGGGCAUGGUGGUCGUAAAGGGCUGAAGAAGCAAAACACUGCUGAGACCACGAAUGAUUUCAGAAGCUUUAACAAGGGGGGUGAGUCUCAAAACAAGAAGAGAAAGAGAUCUUGAUGCAAUAUUGUAACAAUUUGUGCUCAGUCCCUUUUGCCGUUAUUACUAUUCUUGUUGCAACUUUGCUAUGGUGCGUUGUUACCAGAAGCAAAACUUAGCUGAAAGAUUAGCCUAGGGAAGCAAUCCAAACACAAGACUUAAUGCUUUACUUUUUCUGGUGGUGGUCUUCUUUUGUUGUGGAAUGCAGAUGAAUCUUACCAACAAUGAAAUUAUCUUAAGUCCUGUACAAGCUGCUGCUGUUCUUCCU
Molecule: messenger RNA, 1247 nt
Organism: Panicum hallii
Lineage: Eukaryota; Viridiplantae; Streptophyta; Magnoliopsida; Poales; Poaceae
Product: probable rRNA-processing protein EBP2 homolog
Exons: 2
Coding region: 137-1000 (287 amino acids)
Biological process (GO): ribosomal large subunit biogenesis; rRNA processing
Cellular component (GO): preribosome, large subunit precursor; nucleolus; nuclear periphery
Source: RefSeq, a predicted model, not a curated record